CGAAGAAGGGAACUAACCUUUCAAAAGGUGGAAUUAUUAGUCUAAUUGGACCACAACCCAUCUCUCCCGCCGCUGAGUCCAGUAUGAAGUCUCUCAUGGUGUGGAUGUGCGUCUGCAUCUUAUUUCUGCUCCUAGAUGAGGCAGCGAGCUCUUUGGAUGGCCCCUCAGCUUUGUCUGUGUCCUUGGCCAGCGGUGCUCCAGGAUCUCCAAGCACCGGGUCUGAGCCUGGAGCUCAGCCAGAAGUGGUGGAUUGCAUCCAGGCAAGUGACAUGUGCAACCAGAACCCUUACUGCAGCUCUCGGUACCGGGUGAUGCGCCAGUGCCUUGUGGGCAAGGAGAAGGAAGCUAUGCUGGAUAACAACAGGGAGUGCCAGGCUGCCUUGGAAGUGCUGCAGGAUAGCCCUCUGUAUGACUGCCGCUGUAAGAGAGGCAUGAAGAAGGAGCUGCAGUGUCUGCAGAACUACUGGACCAUCCACAUGGGACUUACUGAAGGUGAGGGUAUGGAGGACACAUCUCCGUAUGAACCUGUCACACCCAACUGGCACCCUGACACGUUGCGCUUGGCUUCCAUCUCUUCAGGUAUGCUCACAGUGGCUCCAAAAGGUUUCCACUGUCCUGACACUGAGAGAAACUGCAACCCCUGCCUCGAUGCUGUCAAAGCUUGCAACCUCAACAGCAGCUGCAAGAGGCAGCGUUUCACCUACAUCGCUACGUGCAGCAAAGAGGACCCCAACAAGGGCGAGGCCUGCAGCAAGAAGCGCUGCCACAAGGCACUGAGGUUGUUCCUUGACCGUGUGCCUGCUGAGUUCAGCCACCGGCUGCUGUUCUGCCCCUGCCAGACUGAGGGCUGUGCUGAGCGGCGCAGGCAAACGAUUGUGCCUGAUUGCUCCUAUAACGAUAAAGAGAAACCUAACUGCCUGGAGCUACGGAGGAUCUGUAACCAGGACACACUCUGCAGGUCCAGGCUGGCUGAUUACAUAGUGAACUGCUGGGAGACUGCGCACACAGGGAGCACCUGUCCCAACCAAGACAAUCAUCAAGCCUGCUUGGCCUCCUAUGUUGGUCUCAUCGGGACAGACAUGACUCCCAACUAUGUUGACAGCAGCUUCUCCUAUUGGACCGUCUCCCCAUGGUGCACCUGCAAGGGCAGUGGAAACCAGGAAGAGGAAUGUCUGAACUUCCUGCGGUACUUCACCGACAACACAUGCCUAAGAAAUGCCAUUCAGGCCUUUGGUUAUGGGAUAGACAACAGGCCGAACAAAAAUGAGUCUGUUCCCGGCCCGUCAGCGACGUCAGCGAAGAUGGUGCCUGGUUGGUCAACCGUGACCUCAGAACGUUCCUCCGUCACUAUCCCUGAGUAUUCUGAACCAAUAAACGGUGGCCCGAACCUGGAAGAGGAUCACUCUCCUUGUCUCUGCGCCAACGUCUGGGCUCUGCUUCCCAGUCUGGCUUUGGCUCUGGUCCUGGCCCAGCAUGCCUUAUAGAAGUGCCAGGAGGAGAAAAAAAAGAGGUCAUCCACCCACAAGCUGAUCCCAAAUGCAGAAGGUGUUAUUUCUGAGACUGAUAUUAAGAAGGCUGAAGGUCUCUGGGAAGAUGACGUGAAUGGCAUUUAUGACAGAGGAAAACAAAAGAGUAAGAGAGGCGGGAAUUACUGAAAUUUGACAACUGUGAAUUUGUUGUUCAUUUGAUGUGUUGUUACGGGCAGACCACAACUGUGAGAGAGCACAUGGCUUCACAAAGGACCCUUGGUGUGAGAGGGCACGAAGAACAUUUUCUGGGAACAACUCUCCCUCUUACUGAGACACUGGAUCCAGGAGGACUGAAGCCGCUCUUGUCAAAGACUUCUGCACUUUUCUCACCAAAGGAGGAAGAGAGGAAAUAAACAACAUAAUUAAAAGACAACGGGAUUGACAGAAAAGAAAUUGUUGCUGGGAGAAAAGGAAUGAGCAUGAGAUAAAUGUCGUAUAGUGAGAGUGGAAAAAAAAGGAGAGAAACACAUUGUUUUGUCUUGAAUUGGCUCUUGACUUAAUCUUCUCUUGGACGAACGGACCACAAAUUUAAGGGUGGGGAUGGGGGAUGAUUACAUUCUGUCUCUUCAGCACUAGUGUAAACUCUAAACUGUAAAGCCUACUCAGUGUUCUAAGUGUUGGUAUAGUAUCCGUGACCAUAAUCAAUCUACAGUACAGAUCUUUCAUUUGGGUGCUACAGUAUACUUCUUAAGCAGGCGGUGAAAAGAACUAAAUUCGGCGAUGUUAACACUUGAUGGUUCUAUGGUCAUUUAAGAUGUUGUUGUUGAUGACUGUGGGUGUUCGCCAUGUUCACCUGCGCAUCUGUAUAUUUCUGGCUCUAUGUAUAUAAACGACACUUCUCUUUCAUUCAAUCUAAUGAUAUCUAGUACCUUGAAAGGACGUUAUUGUUGACCUAUGGGUGGUUCUGUACUGGUACUGACGAAGGCCUCCAUUAUCUGCAUUAUCUUUAUAUUUGUCUAAUAAGGUUUGAUCACAAAGAAUGUAUACAGGGAUGAGAUUAAACGAGCUCAAACUGCUUGGAAAGCCAUAAUCUGUGUGUCAAUGUCAAAUUGUGUUUACGGAGUGUGUGCACGCUCACUUGUCAUGAUGUGCAUAUGUGUUUACACGCGGGGCAAAAGUCAGUCAUGUGAAGGUUGUGGAGGUUGAAUUAGCCCCCUCAGAGUGCAAAGGUCAUGAUGCAUAUUAAUUAAUAGUAAUUAGGAGAGAGUAAAGUCAUCCUCAAGGUUUAAAGAGUGUUUAUGUUGCAUUAUCCCAACAAAAAGGAACUAGUUCUGUUAUUCCAAAGUGUAAUAGUCUCACAUUGGUUAAAUGUGAGAUUUCCAAAUGAGUUAAUAGGAUCGUGAUUGAGAGGGACUGUAACAAUUUCAGUAUUUGUACAUUUACGUCAUUGCAAACUGGGCGUCUUUGGUGAUAUUUGUGAGCAUUUGUUAUUGCAGAAAAUCCUAGAAAAUGAAGUGUGUUUGAGUGUACAAAGCAACAGCCAUUUUUUUUUUGUUUGUUUAGAUAACGAUGGUUGACAGGAUGCUGGAAGCAUUGCCUGACUUCUUUACUACCUAAUAAUAGUUUGUUUUGAUGCCUCCAGAAUGAUGUAACCUAGACAGUAAAAUACAUUUGUUACCACCACCAGUUACUACAAGUGCUGUCAAAAUGUUUGUCAGGAACACUUGACAAUCGCUUUUUAACUUAUAGAUGUGGUACGUAUUGUAUUGCAAGUGGGCCUUACUGUUGCAGAUAACUGUCAAUGCAAAGACUAGACAAAUCCUAUCCUAUCCUAACCUUUUAAUGUCCUCCCUAUUGACUUGCAAUUGGUUCACGUAGGUAAAUUUGAGUUGGAACCUUUCCAGAGGCAGGUUUCACUGUUUUGAACCAGGGGGUCUGAUGUGUUUGAGAAUGUCUUUCUGUGUAACUCAUACUAUCAGCAUUCAACUUACACCACGCUUUUUAUUAUUUUUGCAAAAACAACAUUUUAAUAUAGCACACUAGCAAACAAGAUGAGGUACAAUCAAUAAUACUGGGCCAUAAUCACCGAGUAUGAAUAGUAUUUUAUCCAUAACGCAUUGCGUUUCGUACACUGAGAAAAACUUUCAUUGGCAUGUUUGCCGAUGACAUGGAUUUUUGUUUUUUAUGUUGAUGCUUUUUUUCCCCCCAUGCAGUGGAUGAAUGUUGACUUUUACCUCAUAACCAGUAUUUCCCCAAAAUGCUUAUAUCUUCAGGCAGCACUUCAAGUAUAGUGCUGUGCCACAUAAAUGCAUGCUACGGAAACCGAACAGCCUUAUAUUACCGGCUGAUUUACAAAAAAAGGUUUACUACUGUCAUGGGUCACAGAUGUAAAAAUUAAACUCUGCUCAAUGUGUUAUUGUUAACUGUGGUUGCGGUCAGGUCUGGCAGAAAUUACAGUGAUUUCCUCAAAUGGGUGAGUUUACAGCUCUGGGCCUCGGAGAAUAUAAAAUGUCAAAGACUUGAA
Molecule: messenger RNA, 3993 nt
Organism: Mugil cephalus (flathead mullet)
Lineage: Eukaryota; Metazoa; Chordata; Actinopteri; Mugiliformes; Mugilidae
Product: GDNF family receptor alpha-2-like
Exons: 8
Coding region: 84-1484 (466 amino acids)
Biological process (GO): nervous system development
Cellular component (GO): signaling receptor complex; external side of plasma membrane
Molecular function (GO): signaling receptor activity
Source: RefSeq, a predicted model, not a curated record